Rhizoctonia solani is the source of this 549-nucleotide messenger RNA. RefSeq names its product NADH-ubiquinone oxidoreductase 21,3 kDa subunit. The transcript has 5 exons. The record is from RefSeq and is a predicted model, not a curated record. NCBI's taxonomy places the organism in Eukaryota, Fungi, Basidiomycota, Agaricomycetes, Cantharellales, Ceratobasidiaceae. Bases 1 to 549 code for a protein of 182 amino acids.
AUGGCCACCAAGCAAGCGGUAGGCAAGUUCGCGGACCACACAAAAUACCAUCUUGCGCCCAAGGGCUUUUGGAAGAAAUUCCGCGAUGCCGUCGUCGUAAACCCGGAGAUAUCGUCUGGAAUUCCUCUGGUUACUGCCCAUAGGUGGCCUCAGCCAGGAUCCAGACCCGAGAUCUACGCGACCCCAGCGACAAAAGCAUCCGACCCGGCACAAAACCCCUACUGGAAGCGCGAUGCCCGCCGUCAUUACCCACAAUUAUCUGUUGUGACCCAAUCUCACCUUUCUCAGGUACUUUUGGGUGCCCCAUCAGCCGAGGCAGUCGCCGCGCCUGCAGACGAUAAAUCCUCCGUACCUGCCAACGUAUCCCCACCCGCCCCCCUCGAGUUGACAGAGGCCAUCGCCAAAGCCGCCAAUUCUACCAAGGCAUUCUCCUCUACCAAUUUGCCCCCUGCUCCUCCUUUCAAGAGAUGGGCACCCAAGAAGCAGGAGGAUGCACCACAUGACCCUACUGCGUACUGGCCUAUGAGUUUGUAUGGUGGAUCCGUGUAG